Molecule: messenger RNA, 2664 nt
Organism: Toxoplasma gondii ME49
Lineage: Eukaryota; Apicomplexa; Conoidasida; Eucoccidiorida; Sarcocystidae
Product: Toxoplasma gondii family A protein
Exons: 5
Coding region: 271-2664 (797 amino acids)
Source: RefSeq, a predicted model, not a curated record
ACUCGUGGGAUGAUUAUCGACCCGGGCCCAUUGUACAUGGCACUGCCUACUGUCUUGGAAUGGGUACCAUCAAAAGAAAGGCCGUGUCAAUUGAUUAAAUAUGCGGUUCAUCCUGUUGGUGCAGCCCUCUGGACCCUCACCUUCCCACAUUCGCAGCACAUGUACGCCACAUUUCUUUCAUUUGCAAGCAUAAAGUGUCACACGAAGCACCUUUUGCUCUGCCGUAAUUGCAAUUGAGAAUUAUGUUGCCCCUUUCGUUGUUGGGCAUUGAUGGCACUCUUCAUCUUCAGACGCCUCAUAACGGGGGAGCUGCUUCACGCGCUUUUUUAUUGCCGUGCCAUUACCAUUGGCAAGAACGGCGUGGAGGUGAACAUCCAGAAGGUGUUUUUGCUCGGAUCUUCGGCUUCUCUUCGUGUUGUCGACGAGAGGAACAGAGCCGUCUUCCUGCCGCAGCCAACCACUUCAGAUGCAGGAGCGGAGGCACGCUACAGUUUUGCCUAUGCGCUUGAGAAUGGUCACUGCAACUUUAAAAAGCAAGUGUCUUACCCAGACGCUUUCCCCGGUUACUCACAACCACUUUUGUGUGCAGUUCACAACGGACUCGACAGUCACAACAAGUACGACCUCUACGACCACAACAUCGGCUACGGAAGCGACUACAACUCAACGCUCAUCAUCUACUGUGGGGAUGGAGGUUCGCCAGACGGGCCUGACAGCAGCGGAAGCCCUUCCACAGAACCUAGUAAGCCGAUCAAACCAAAGCCAGAUCCGAGUCCCGGUCUAAAGCCACAACCCGGGGAACCCCAGGAUUCGCCGCCACAACAGCCCCCUCAGGAAUCGACGCAGCCCAAACCUCCAACGCCCCCCCCGGCAGAAUCAAAUCCCAACGAAGAAGGCACCCCAGGUGUGCACGAAGACGAAGAUGGGGCUGACGAAGAAGAUGGUCAAGACGCGAGCGACCACCCCAGUAAUAGUAGUGGCUCCCCUCAUCAAGGGGGUACAGGACCUGGGGGACAGGAACAGACACACGAUAAAAAGCCGGAUGGUGCUACAAGUGGGCCAAAUCACUCGGAGCAGGACCUCCCAGACGACCAAAAACCAGGAGGGACGCCGGGCCUCGAGCCUCCUAACCCGGCAGGCGGCAAAGUUCCUUCCGAUAACAACAAACUGAAGCCUCCUCGACCAUCAGAAACGCCAGCGUUGCAAAACACACCCCAGAUUACAGAGGAGGAGGACUGCCUCAAUAACACUAGACUGGACUUCGGACUCUCAUUCACCAUUUGUACCGCUGCGUUUUUGCUGUUGGACAACAAAGCCCUUCUUCACGUGGACCGGAGGUUGUGCAAGAUGGAGCGGCUGGCGCUCCGUGCCGUGCUCUUGACUGUCGUCGCGGCUAACGUAUUCCGUUCUGAGGCGAGUGGAUUAAAGGCUGAGCCAGAUUUCACAGUUACCAUUACCGAAAAAGGAGUGCAGGAAGACAUGCAGCAGUUUUUUUCGCUCGGACCUUCAGCGACUCUCCGAGUUGUUGACGAGAGCAACAGCGCGAUCCUUCUGCCUGAAGCGGAAGGAGGGGAGGCACAGGACAGCGUAGCGUAUGAGUUUGAGAAUGGACACUGCAACUUCGGUAAAACAGUCGCGUACAAAGACAUGUUUUCCGGGUAUACGCAGCAAGUAUGGGCCCGCUCCCCAGCUGAGGCUGGCACCGGGGAAAAACAUGGCGGAAAAACCUCGAUCUACACAUUUACGAAUCCUCCUGUCGAGUAUUUGAAUGGGGGGGUCAGUUUCUGUGUGCGAUUCAUGACGAAAACCACAGUGACAACAACCACGACGACCACCACACCGACAACGACGACGGCGGCAACAGCUCAGUCCUCAGCACCUACUGUAGGCUCGUCAUCUGACUCCACUGAUAGUGAAGGCUCGACUUCUGGGUCCAGUGGGGAUGGAGGUUCGCCAGACGGGCCUGACAGCAGCGGAAGCCCUUCCACAGAACCUAGUAAGCCGAUCAAACCAAAGCCAGAUCAGAGUCCCGAUGUAGAGCCACAACCCGAGGAACCCCAGCCUUCGCCGCCACAACAGCCCCCUCAGGAAUCGACGCAGCCCAAACCGCCAACGCCCCCCCCGGCAGAAUCAAAUCCCAACGAAGAAGGCACCCCAGGUGUGCACGAAGACGAAGAUGGGGCUGACGAAGAAGAUGGUCAAGACGCGAGCGACCACCCCAGUAAUAGUAGUGGCUCCCCUCAUCAAGGGGGUACAGGACCUGGGGGACAGGAACAGACACACGAUAAAAAGCCGGAUGGUGCUACAAGUGGGCCAAAUCACUCGGAGCAGGACCUCCCAGACGACCAAAAACCAGGAGGGACGCCGGGCCUCGAGCCUCCUAACCCGGCAGGCGGCAAAGUUCCUUCCGAUAACAACAAACUGAAGCCUCCUCGACCAUCAGAAACGCCAGCGUUGCAAAACACACGUACUCCAACUCCCCACAUACGCAGUGCCAACUUUGAUGCGCCCUCUCGCAUGAGACGGCUUUCAGUCGUAGACGCUUCAGAAGUGAAAUAUUUGACCAUCGUCGUGCAUUCCGCUGCGUGGGGCUUUGUAGCCAAGACGCUGUCGCUAUCAGCUGCUCUGUUUUCGGUAGGAGCGACGGUUCUGGCCAGCAACUAG